CGUCGAAGAACGCCGGGCAAAGCAAACGAAGAUCGAAAGAAUUAAUACUCAGAUAGAAGGACUCGAAGAGCGCAGACGACAGAUCGAUACGAGGGCGUCGUCCAUCUCAAUGCACAGGCGGUUUCUUCGAUGGAUCAGCGAUAUGUUUUCUUGGGCAUUAUCAUGA
Molecule: messenger RNA, 166 nt
Organism: Acaulospora colombiana
Lineage: Eukaryota; Fungi; Glomeromycota; Glomeromycetes; Diversisporales; Acaulosporaceae
Source: the annotation of a GenBank genome assembly